AUACUAAUACCAACAGGGCAUUCAACAUGAGGUGUGUGCAGGUACAGAUAGGAUGCAUUACCAAAGGAGAAAUGCUACAUCCGACGUUAUAGAAAAGGACAUGCAUUUUUGGAAAUGGUAUUUCCAGUAGCCCUCGUUAGCAUUCAAUCUCUGGACUGAGUCAUCAAGUAUAUGGCCUGGCACCCUAGGAUAAUUCAUACCACCCCUUGUAAGAUAAUGCCUCCAUAAACCUUCAUUUUGUCAGAAGCGCUGCAACAUCCUUGAUCUCAGGUCAUAUGCGUUGAUUACAAAGUCUGUUAGUUCUCUUGGUGUAAGUAUAUGUUUUAUGCGUCUAUCUUGCACAAGAUUAAACGUGCAUAGAAUACGCGUGACAUCAGGCAAAUCGUAUUUACAUGAGCCUCCUUUGGUCGCAGACGUUAUUAUUAUGGACGUUGCAGAUUAGGUUUAGUGUGACUGACUGGGGACCACCAGAUGGCAGUCGUGUCCAAAACGUUUACUAUUACUUCGACGAAUUCUUGUUUACUUUAGGGGAAAUGUAAAAUGUAAUUACAUACAAUUAACGUAUACUGUUCAUGUAUAAAGGGUGGGCAGUCUCCCAUUGCUUUCUGUGAAAUACAGAAACAUAAUAUUGUUUACGCGGCAUUCUAAUUCAUUACAAUGUAGGUUACUUUUGAAAGUAUAUGGGGUUAUAGGAAGGGGGGCAUUGACAAAAUGUUUUAGAUUUUCUGCAUUGUUCUGAUAGGCUGAAACUUUGCUGGUUUGAGACAAGCUUUUAUGAACCACCCCUCCCCUCCCCCCUUACACGGGCUUUCAUAAUUCAGUCCAGAAGCUGACCAUAACGCAUUUGCCCUAGGCUAAAGGAGGUUCGAGGUCUAUUUGAAAAUAUGAAUACAAAUUAGUCCGUGGUUGAUCAGGUUGACAUUUUUUAAAGAAUUGAUAACUUUUUCUGACUGUUAGACCUGAAGCCUCAUUCCCAGGAUAAAUAUUUUUGUAAGAACUGAAUAAUUUUUCCAGCAUUUUUUUUUUAAAGGAUUGAGAAGUAUUUAAAAGAAUUCAAGGAUUUAACCUUUGUGAGGCAUUUCUACAGUAUGUCUCAGAGCUGUCGGUUGUUCUGUGGAUGUAUGCUGAGUUUUAUUGGUUGGAUUGGACUCAUAAUUGCCACCGCCUCUAACGACUGGGUCAUAACCUGCAAGUAUGGCAUGCACACUUGCAAGAAGAUGGAUGAACUAGGUACCAAAGGGUUGUGGGCUGAAUGUGUGGUUUCUACCUCCCUUUACCACUGCACAGCUUUGAACCAAAUACUGGCCUUACCUGGUUAUAUUCAGACGUCCCGAGCGCUAAUGGUAGCAGCAUGCAUCGUUGGCUUCCCGUCCUUGGCGCUGGUCAUGAUGGCCCUGCCGUGCGUCAAGCUGGCUAAUGAGUCUGACGGUGCCAAGCAUAAACGCGCAAUUCUCGGAGGCAUCCUAAUUCUGUUAAUGUCCCUGUGUGGAAUGGUGUCGACUGUGUGGUUCCCCAUCGGGGCGCACCGUGAGGAACACCUCAUGUCCUUCGGCCUCUCCCUGUACUCCGGCUGGGUGGGCUCAGCGCUCUGCUUCCUCGGCGGGGCGAUGAUGGCCUGCUGCUCCGGCGGAGGGGGCCAACCCCAGCACCACCACAACCGCUUCUACUACUCCAAGCAGAGCGGCACGGCCAACUCCAUGCCACCGGCAGCCAACCAUGCCAAGAAUGCCCAUGUGUGAGAAGGAGAAAAACAGAGAGAGAGAGAAGAGAAGGAGGGACGCCUCUUGGCAAUCGAAAACAGACCAGCAUCUUACACCAGAGGAAAAUCACACAGCAAGCCAAUUCUGACCUUCAUCUCAAAGAAGACGAGGGAUGAGACGAGGGAUGUUCAUGAGUUCCCAGAUCUCCACGGACCUGACUUGUAAAUAUGGACCACUACAUGGAGUUUAUGUUUGUUAGUUUAUGUUAAGUUAGUUUUUUUGACCUUUUAUAUUUCUACUCAUAUGAAAAUACAUUAUUACUCUCUAGAUGUUAUGGUACCUGUAUGAUUUUGUGUUUUUUAGAGAAGCCUACAUUUAUGUAUGAGCACCACACCCUUCCAUGCUUCCAAAUGGCUUGUCACACUGCUACACUGCCAUGCAGGAAAUGACUGGGACAACGCAGGGAAGCAUCCCUGUCUCCCCCAGUAGAGUUCAAAACUCUUCCCCCCGUGCCGAUGGGGGAGCAGAUGAGUCGUACGUCAGAGAGACGGGAAACCACAC
Molecule: messenger RNA, 2261 nt
Organism: Clupea harengus (Atlantic herring)
Lineage: Eukaryota; Metazoa; Chordata; Actinopteri; Clupeiformes; Clupeidae
Gene: cldn11b
Product: claudin 11b
Cellular component (GO): membrane; bicellular tight junction
Molecular function (GO): structural molecule activity
Source: RefSeq, a predicted model, not a curated record